AUGUUUCGACACGAAUUAAUCCGUCGACAUCUAGCAAGUCACUCUCAUUUUUAUGAUUAUUCAGCCGGUGUUUGUAAUAUCACCGAUGAUUUAACUCGCGAACGACCACGUGUUUUGGUUAACAUAUCUGAAUUACUUUUAAAACUUCGUGAACAAAUUGUGCCAUAUCCUGAAGAAUAUUUUGAAGGACGAGGCAUCGUGCUUACUGUCGGCUUUGCUCAGGCUUCAUCUGAAAGAGUCACCUUGAAAAUGAUCGAAUUAAGCGGAACACAGUUACCUGUACAGGUAUGGUAUUCAUCGUCGCAGCGAUCACAUAACUAUAUGAUACAAUUACUUCAUGCAGUUCCGAAACUGAAUGCAAGUGUUUGUUGUUUUGAAACUGCUCAAUGUCAAACUCUGACCAAUGUUUGGAAUUUAAAUGCUACUCAUAUCUAUAAACCUCUCACAUCGAAUCUACCACACAGAUCUUUUCCAUACAAACCUGCUGCUAUAAUUAGUGCUACAUUUGGUGAAGUACUCUUUCUUGAUUGUGAUGCUUAUCUUGUGCGAAAUCCUGAUUAUUGGUUUCGAUCAGAUCCCAUGUAUCUUCAUUUUGGUGCACUCUUCUUCCCUGAUGCUUUUCUUAGUCGACAACAUCCUGCUGUAUGGAACAUUUUGAAUACUACAUGUGGUCAAAAUGAAUUUGAACUUGAUAGUUCUGUUAUACUCGUCGACAAGACACGUGUAUGGAAAGGACUCUACAUGACUAAAUUAAUAAAUGAUCAUCAUCAACUCUUCUACGAAGUAAAGUUAAUUAUUUGA
Rotaria sordida is the source of this 801-nucleotide messenger RNA. NCBI's taxonomy places the organism in Eukaryota, Metazoa, Rotifera, Eurotatoria, Philodinida, Philodinidae. The record is from the annotation of a GenBank genome assembly.